This is a messenger RNA of Xiphias gladius (swordfish), 1078 nucleotides long. Its product is annotated as histone H2A-like. Gene Ontology annotation, cellular component: nucleosome. Gene Ontology annotation, molecular function: protein heterodimerization activity; DNA binding; structural constituent of chromatin. Bases 51 to 437 code for a protein of 128 amino acids. NCBI's taxonomy places the organism in Eukaryota, Metazoa, Chordata, Actinopteri, Istiophoriformes, Xiphiidae. The transcript has a single exon. The record is from RefSeq and is a predicted model, not a curated record.
CCUGUCAGGCACAUUUCUCUCGCACUAAACGAAGAAAGAAAUCUCUAAACAUGUCUGGACGUGGAAAGACCGGUGCCGGCAAGACCAGAGCAAAGGCCAAGACUCGCUCAUCUCGUGCCGGACUCCAGUUCCCCGUCGGCCGUGUCCACAGGCUGCUGAGGAAGGGCAACUACGCCGAGCGUGUCGGUGCCGGCGCCCCAGUCUACCUGGCCGCGGUGCUCGAGUACCUGACCGCUGAGAUCCUGGAGUUGGCCGGCAACGCCGCCCGCGACAACAAGAAGACCAGGAUCAUCCCCAGGCACUUGCAGCUGGCCGUCCGCAACGACGAGGAGCUCAACAAACUGCUCGGCGGAGUCACCAUCGCUCAGGGCGGUGUGCUGCCCAACAUCCAGGCCGUCCUCCUGCCCAAGAAGACCGAGAAGCCCGCCAAGAAGUAAACGGCAAAGGCCUCGCCUCAACACAAACACCAACGGCUCUUUUAAGAGCCACACACCUGCUCUUGAAAAGCACCUGUUUCUACACUAUCACUGAUACAAAGGAAGAAAACUAUAUUUUCACGUCUCUGCUUUUGAAUUUAGUUUAAGCAAAGUGUCAAAACACUAAUUUCUACUAGAUCUAUAUGGUAUAGUGAUAAAUCCAUGAUGUUGGUGUCUGCUAGUAAACUGGCCCAAAUGACUAAACUGAGCUGUGGUGGGGGGGGUGGCAAAAUUCACAAACUAUAUGUUGUCACAUAAUGUAUCCUCAUUUGUAUUGCUAUGUAUAAAAAGUGCAAGUUAACUUUGUCCAUAGGGACAAAACUAUUACAAAAAAACACUGCUAAUACCAUUGUUUAUUGUAGGUAAACGUAGAUUAAUAAUGGUAACUCUUAACAGUCAGAAAGACGGAAAUAUUUGUCAUUUGUUUAUAGAAGUGUAUUUUUGCUAAUUUUCAAAAAAAGGAAAUUAAAAGAUUGGAGAACUGCCGAGUUUGGCACCGCCCACCGAAACCCGUGCCCUCAUGUCUUCGCUUACGUCCGCAGUUAUGAUAUAAAUACCGAGCGUCUGGCCACGAGCAGCACUUUCAUCUUUGUCUAAACACA